Diabrotica balteata is the source of this 286-nucleotide messenger RNA. NCBI's taxonomy places the organism in Eukaryota, Metazoa, Arthropoda, Insecta, Coleoptera, Chrysomelidae. The record is from the annotation of a GenBank genome assembly.
UGUGGAGAAAAUAUUGUCAAAGUCCCUAUAUUCAGAAAUGGAACUCCGCUAGAUUGCAGCAACUACAGAAAGGUAACCCUAAUAUCCCAUGCAAGCAAGAUUCAACUUCAUGUAAUACAUAAAAGACUAAAAGCUUUUCUAUUGCCUUAUGUAUUAGAAGAACAAGCGGGAUUUGUCCCAGGAAAAGGCACGUGAUGCCGACCAUAAUGUAGCUUCUCCUAUUUUAAAAAUUUUAAAGUGUUUGUCCUUGUGUAGUGUAGUGUACUGUACAAUUUUAUGUUUAUGA